CAAAGCAUGUUUAUUACCUCCUUUGGACUGCAGAAGAAGGCUAGUGUCCAGUGCCAUUUUGGCAUUUCAGAAUUUCUUGAUGCAGAAAAUGUUUUCUGUCUCAUGGCUCCUGGAUGUUUUUUACACUAGAGAACUAGCCUUUAAAAAGUGAGCUCAUCUACAUGAAAAUGCUUUGAAAGUGAUUAAGUGAUCCGGAAACCUAACAUUAUUUUACACUGUUAAUUUCUCGCUAUCUCUUCUGAGUUUUGCCAUUUUUUUCAUUUUCAUUUAAUUCUGGUUUUCUCACAAUUUACCUCAGAACUGCCCUGACCUGCCUUUAAACAACAGCUUCAGGGAAACCACUCACAUCCCUGGUGCCUUGCCCUCCACUACCCGGCUGGAACUUCCAAAGCAAUUGCCCUUAACCAAAAUGGCUGCCACGGCCUUUCCCUUCAAACCCAAGAUGGUGCCACGACUUCCGGUUGGAGGCUGUUUUCCCUUAACAAAGAUGGUGGUUGUACUUCCUGUUCAGCAACGUGCGUACGGCUGCCUCAGGCUGGUCCUUCUCCACUAACUACCCCACCAACUGAUCUGCACAAGUCGCUGAUCCUCAACGAUCAAGGACCAUGCCGCCCUUAAUACUGCUCAGUCUACUGGGAGCCAUGGCUCUAGGAGCUGUCAGUUCCAUGCCAGUGGAUAAAGGAGACCACACAGAAGAAAUGGUGACCCACUGCAUAGUAGAAGUCCUUUCCAAUGCUUUAUCAAGACCAAAUGCUCCUCCCAUAAGUCUGGAGUGCAGGAAAAUCCUGAAGAAAGGUGGGCAACAGGAUAAAGAUGAAACAGAAAAUGAAAGUGAAAAGUCCAAAUUUGCAGUAAGAUUGUUAAGAGACCCAACUAAUGAGGAAACUCAUGUACCUAUGAGUUUGGAGGAGGAAAACCCAGCAGAGGAAGAGUCUAAAAGGCAAAUGGAAGACAAUACAGCAAAGCUCCAGCAGGAGGAAGAGGAUAAAGAAGAAAGAAGAAAGUAUCAACCAAGCUUUCAUCUUCAUGAAGACCAAGGCCUUAAAGAGGCAAGAAAGCAUCAGCCCGAAAAUAGCAAUGAGAAAGAAAAGGAAAGGGUAGAAGGGGAAACUGAGAAAUAUAAAAAAAGUGAUCACAGUGAAGAAGGAAGUCAAGAGAAACCUCUCUUUGAAGAGUCAGGGGAGGUUCAAAAUACCUUUCUUGACAAAAGAAACAAAGCCACAGCUAAAAUCAAUGAACAGUUUGCACUCAAACAUAACAGAUACUCUGUAGAGCAUCCUGAGAAGACACAUAGCCAGGAAAGAAGCAGCGAAGAGAGUGAAGAGGACAGUGAGAGUAAUAGCAGUGAAAAACGUGGCUGGGAGCCUAAAAAUCAACAUGGAAGUGUAGAAUCAGAUGAAAGUGAAGAGGCUUCUGUCUCUGAAGUGACCAAACGUCUGCUGAAACCGAGACACCAUCACAGGAGAUAUAGGCUAGAUCCAUCCUCUGAAGAGAAGAAGGCUCACUCUGAAGAAAGAAGAAACACCCUUGAAUCCAAGGAAUCAAAUGAAGAUAAGGACCAUUUCUGGGACAAGAGAGGCCACCACAAAAACAAUUAUGAAGAUUUACAGGAGGAACCAAGUUAUCGUGAAGAGAAGGAGAAUUACCACAGGAGCCAUGGUUUUGAUGAUCUUGAGGAAGAAAGAUAUAGUGACAGAGCAAGUGAAGAGUACAGAGAUAAGAGACAUCACAGUGAGGGAAGCCAGGAAGAAGAGAAAAGAAACCACCACAACAGACAAAUUGAAGAGGUGGGACAUCACUAUGACAGAGAAAGUGAGGAAGGGAGGCACUUUGAUGAGGACAAGAGCCGUCAUCAUGGAGACAGAGAGCAAGAACCAGGUGUUCAUUCCACUCAUGGAAAUAGAGAUGAUAAAAGGUAUCCCAGUGAAAGACAACAUUAUGCAAAAGAAAGCAAUGUGGACAAUGAAAGGAGGCAUCCUAGGGGAAGGAAAGAGCAAGACCAAAGCUAUUUGGACCAUGAAAAGAGAAAUAGUGAGGAAGGUGAUACAGGAAAGUGGCAGCAGAGAGAAGAUGAAGAUGGUGAAAAUAAUAGAGAGGAAACAAGGUUUCAAGAAAAAGAAUUUAAUGCCCAUCAUGCAGAAGAGAAGAUGAAGAGGUUAGGAAUUCCAUACAGUCCUUAUUAUGAACCCCUCCAGUGGAAGAACAGACAUUUUGAGGAAAAGGACAGAAUGAGUGAUCAGUUUCCCAAGAAUGAAGAGGAAAACAGAUCUAGCUUGAAUGAAAAGACUUUCUUCCCUGACUACAAUGAUUAUUAUGAAGACAUGAAUCAGGAGCAUAAUGAGAAGAGAAAUCUCGUCAGCAUCCCCAAAUAUGAUCUGAAAAGGCAGUAUGACAGAGUUGAUGAACUUGCCCAGCUUCUCAAUUACAGGAAGAAGUCUGAUGAAUUUCCAGAAUUCUAUAACUCUGAUGAAGACAUGAGAAAACACCAGAUGGUCAGGAAUGAGGAUGGCGGCCUCGCUCAGAGGCCUCUGACAGAAGAGGAGGAGAAGGAACUAGAAAACUUGGCUGCAAUGGACAUGGAACUACAGAAAAUAGCGGAGAAAUUCAGUGGUACCCAGAGAGGGUGACCACUCAGAGCAGUGGUAUAGUGUUUCACAGCAGGGGGUAGCUUUAAUAUACAUGCAUUCAUACUACUUAGUCUUGGCAGAUGCUGCCACCAGAAAGUAUCAUUUUCCCAAAGACAGUUAGUAGAGUUUACUGUUCACUCAGUGUAUUUACACGGUUGGAAAUGUCUUUAUUGUUUUCUAGGAUGCUAUUGAAACUUGAAUAGCAUGAAUUUUAGCAUAUAAACUUAUAUUUGAAUAUGCUUUGUGAUGAGUGUGCUACUGUCCUUCAGAAAUAUAUUAUGCCUCCUAACUUGAAAAAAUAAAAAAAAGUAAUAUAGCACCAAAUAUUUCAUCUUUCUUGACUUUCUUUUUUCUGUUAGGGGGGAGUAUAAUAUUUAAGGGUCCUUUGGGUAUAUUCUGCCAAUAGACUGACACUGAAACAAUAUGUUUAGAUUUGAUGGUCUCCCAGGUAAAAGGUGGUAGGUGAGCCUCCUGAAGUUACAGAAGGCAUAGGUUAGAGUGGCCUAAUGGAUGUAUAACAGAGUAGUUAGACUCUGUGCCACCUUGUAGAAGAGACAUCAAAUACUCAAAAUGGUAAAAGCCAUUUCAACAAUUUCAGCAUACAAUCAGUUUUAAAAUCAUUAAAGUUAGUAUUG
Molecule: messenger RNA, 3262 nt
Organism: Vombatus ursinus (common wombat)
Lineage: Eukaryota; Metazoa; Chordata; Mammalia; Diprotodontia; Vombatidae
Gene: CHGB
Product: chromogranin B
Exons: 6
Coding region: 606-2627 (673 amino acids)
Cellular component (GO): secretory granule
Source: RefSeq, a predicted model, not a curated record